Messenger RNA from Pyricularia pennisetigena, 333 nucleotides. RefSeq lists its product as uncharacterized. Lineage: Eukaryota; Fungi; Ascomycota; Sordariomycetes; Magnaporthales; Pyriculariaceae. Bases 1 to 333 code for a protein of 110 amino acids. Gene Ontology annotation, biological process: mitochondrial respiratory chain complex III assembly. The transcript is spliced from 3 exons. The record is from RefSeq and is a predicted model, not a curated record.
AUGACAACCGCUCUCGCCGCAUAUCGCCACCUGCUGCGCGCAGCCGGAGUUGCCUUCAGGGGCGAUGAACGAGUCCUUACCGCGGCGAGGCAGCAAAUAGCCGGCCAGUUCCGUCAAAACGCAUCUCUUCCGUCAGACGAACGCGAAAAGGCUGUCAAGAAAGCCGAAGAGGUUGCUUCGUUCUUGAAACAAAACGUGGUCCAAGGCAGGAAGACUGAUGAUGGAUCGUACAAGCUACAGAUCCACGACGAGACGGAACGCGGAGAUAACGACACUAUAAGGCUGGGAAAUAAGAACAUCAAGAUUGACGGCAAGACGUGCAAGGACACCUAA